Molecule: messenger RNA, 1683 nt
Organism: Humulus lupulus (European hop)
Lineage: Eukaryota; Viridiplantae; Streptophyta; Magnoliopsida; Rosales; Cannabaceae
Product: probable aminotransferase TAT2
Exons: 7
Coding region: 68-1489 (473 amino acids)
Biological process (GO): biosynthetic process; amino acid metabolic process
Molecular function (GO): transaminase activity; pyridoxal phosphate binding
Source: RefSeq, a predicted model, not a curated record
AAGAAAGAAAAGAACUUGUAAUGCUGUUCUCUCCUGACUCCUAAAAUGAUUAGUCAAUUUUGUUUGCAUGCAGUGGAGGAGUGCUUAUAACAAAAAGUUGAACGUGUGGCCUUGGCUUGGGGCCAUGCACUACCUUCCACAAACACCGCGACCACAACAAAACCAGAAACUACUCUUGCUUCCUCUCUCUCUCUCUCUCUCUUCCCUCUCUAUCUCUUCAACAAUGGAAAACCAUGGAAAUGGAGUAAUCAACGUAGUAGGAGCAGACACUGCUGGUACUACAGCCCCAGCAACCAUCACCAUUAAAGGCAUUCUUGGAUUGUUAAUGGAAACCAUUAACGAGGGUAAUGAAAAACGAGUCAUUUCUCUUGGUAUCGGUGACCCAACUGCUUAUUCCUGCUUUCACACACCCCAUGUUGCCCAAGAUUCAGUUUUUGACACUCUUCAAUCUCAUAAGUUCAAUGGCUAUGCCCCCACUGUUGGUCUUCCUCAAACUAGAAGAGCAGUUGCUGAGUAUUUGUCGCGUGAUCUUCCAUACAAGUUAACGUGCGAUGAUGUUUUUAUCACAUCUGGUUGCACACAAGCUAUUGAUGUUGCAUUGACAAUGCUUGCUCGUCCUGGUGCAAACAUAUUGCUUCCAAGGCCUGGUUUUCCCAUUUAUGAACUUUGUGCUGCUUUUAGACAUCUUGAAGUUCGUCACUUUGAUCUAGUCCCUCAGAAAGGAUGGGAAGCUGAUCUUGAUUCACUUGAAGCUCUAGCAGAUCACAACACGGUUGCUAUGGUAAUUAUAAACCCUGGUAAUCCUUGUGGGAAUGUAUACAGUUAUAAGUAUUUGGAAAAGGUUGCAGAAACUGCAAAAAAGCUUGGAAUCCUUGUGAUUGCUGAUGAAGUCUAUGGACACCUUGCUUUUGGAAGCAAUCCCUUUGUACCAAUGGGUGUCUUUGGAGAAACUGUUCCUGUUCUUACUCUUGGAUCCCUAUCAAAGAGAUGGAUAGUGCCUGGAUGGCGACUUGGUUGGUUCGUGACAACCGAUCCAUGUGGCAUGUUUAGAGAACCCAAGAUAGUUGAGCGUAUUAAGAAAUAUUUCGAUAUCUUGGGGGGGCCAGCAACCUUCAUUCAGGCGGCAGUUCCACGCAUCCUUGAGGAAACAGAAGAGGUUUACUUCAAAAGAACUAAUUAUCUCCUUAAGAAGAGCUCGGAUAUUUGCUGUGAUAGGAUAAGGGAGAUUCCUUGCAUUAUUUGUCCACACAAACCAGAGGGAUCUAUGGCUGUAAUGGUCAAACUGAACAUCUCACUACUGGAUGACAUUAGUGAUGAUAUCGAUUUUUGCUUCAAACUCGCCAAAGAGGAAUCUGUGAUCAUCCUUCCAGGGACAGCAGUGGGACUCAAAAAUUGGCUUCGAAUUACAUUCGCUGUUGAUCCAUCCUCUCUAGAAGAAGCAUUAAAGAGAACUAAGUGUUUCUAUCAAAGGCAUGCCAAACUAGUGUAACAUUCAUAUUUGCGAUGGUGUUGCCUUUUUUGGUCUUCUUAUAGAAUUAGUGUUCUUCCACACGUACAAUGUUUCUCGCUCAUUUGCAAUACCAUCAAAAUAUACGACCUUAUAUUAUGUAAAGUCAUUGUUCUAAUUAAAAGUAAAUAAAUCCAAUAUAAGUCUUGGCCAAAGAUUGAUUUGGUUCUAUAUUA